Messenger RNA from Mytilus californianus (California mussel), 5199 nucleotides. Its product is annotated as casein kinase I-like. The record is from RefSeq and is a predicted model, not a curated record. Lineage: Eukaryota; Metazoa; Mollusca; Bivalvia; Mytilida; Mytilidae. Bases 139 to 1113 code for a protein of 324 amino acids. Gene Ontology annotation, molecular function: ATP binding; protein serine/threonine kinase activity. Gene Ontology annotation, cellular component: nucleus; cytoplasm. Gene Ontology annotation, biological process: peptidyl-serine phosphorylation; signal transduction; negative regulation of canonical Wnt signaling pathway. The transcript has a single exon.
AAAUGGAUCCCUGGGUAAUCCUCAUUGCGAUGCAACCACCCAAGAUGGCAACCAAAAUCUAAAAGUAAACCUGACAAAGAAACAAAAAAUAUAAACAUUUUCACCUAUUUAAGUCGCUCUUUCUAAGAUAUAUAGACAAUGGAGAGUGCCGGUGAUCGCUCAACCCAAAAAAGUGAGUUCCUCGUGGGGUCAAAAUACCGUCUGGUGAGAAAAAUAGGCAGUGGGUCGUUUGGUGAUAUUUAUCUCGGAAUCAACAUAACAAAUGGAGAAGAAGUAGCAGUUAAAUUGGAAUCUGUUAAAGCUAGACACCCACAACUUCUUUAUGAAAGUAAACUUUAUAAAAUUCUUCAAGGUGGAGUGGGUAUUCCUCAUAUACGCUGGUAUGGUCAAGAGAAAGAAUACAAUAUCCUUGUUAUGGACUUGUUAGGGCCAAGUUUAGAAGAUCUGUUCAACUUCUGUUCACGCAGAUUCACUAUGAAAACCGUUUUAAUGCUUGCAGAUCAAAUGAUAGGACGUAUAGAGUAUGUCCACAAUAAAAAUUUCAUUCACAGAGACAUUAAACCUGAUAAUUUCUUGAUGGGAAUCGGUCGUCACUGCAACAAAGUUUUCUUGAUCGACUUUGGGCUAGCCAAAAAGUACCGAGAUAGUCGCACAAGAACCCACAUUGCAUAUAGGGAAGAUAAGAAUCUAACUGGAACUGCCAGGUAUGCCAGCAUCAAUGCACAUCUUGGCAUAGAGCAGAGUCGUCGUGAUGAUAUGGAGUCGCUUGGCUAUGUUUUGAUGUAUUUCAACAGAGGCAGUCUACCGUGGCAAGGUUUGAAAGCUAAUACCAAAAAGCAAAAAUAUGAGAAAAUUAGUGAGAAAAAGAUGUCAACGCCAGUAGAAGUUCUUUGCAAAGGUUUUCCAGCUGAAUUUGCUAUGUACCUAAACUACUGUAGAGGAUUGAGAUUUGAAGAGGCUCCAGAUUAUAUGUACUUACGACAACUUUUCCGCAUUCUAUUCCGUACCCUGAACUAUCAGUACGAUUACACUUUUGACUGGACAAUGUUGAAACAAAAGGCAGCACAAGUAGCUCAGUCCACAGCUACAGCUGCUGCUACCGCUGGUCGCUAAAUUUGCCAAAGUCUGAUAUUGCAUUAUUGUCAGAAAAUGAAAAUGUAUAUGAAACUAAAUUUGAAGGAAGUGUUGGAAAGUGUUAGAUCAGUUCAUUUGACUUUUACGUGUAGGAAUUUGAGAAUUAUCUGUAUUGUUAUUAAAUCUAUAAAACUGGAAAUUUAGUUCCAUCUUGAGUUGUUGCAAGAUAUGGCUCAAAUUGUCAAUUUCACUGUGAUAAAAUUUGGAAGAAAAGAUUAAAUGAAUGAUUUAUGGCAUGGUGCAUUUCAGCAGUUAGUGCUAAACAGCAGUCAAAUUUAAUUAAUUACACUGUAAAAUGCAUCAGUGUAGGGAUGAUUAAUCUUUUCAUUACAUGUGUGUAUCUAAUUAUUUUAAUAUUUUGAUGAAAGAUGUAUUUACAACAAAUGUUACUGUAUGUGUAGUGUAAAUAGUAAUCCUAUCUAAUAAUGUAUACUUUUUUGACAUGAAAGUGCGAAGGAAAUAAUUUAAUGGUGUAAUUAAUGAAUUUAUUUUGUUGAAAUAUUUCUGGUCUUAAUGAAAUCUCACAAAACAAUUUUACUUGUGUUUUUAUUUAUGAAGUACUGUUUUUUUAAUUCUUUGAAUUUUGGAGGGUGGAUGUACAAAACUUGAGAUUGAUUAUGUUUUCAUUUAGAAAGUGUUGUUUAUUUACAUCAUACUGCAAUAACCAUUACAAUGUUCCCUUAUGGUUUACAUAUGUUUGUAGUUCCGUAUUUUCCUCUGAUAAUUAAUGGAUAAAUUGGGAUUUUCUCAACAUUGAUUUUAAUGGACUAAACAUGCCAGAUACAUGGGAAGCAAGUUAACUCGUACCAUUGUAAACUCGUACCACGUAAACUCGUACCAAAAAAGUUAACUCAUACCAACGUAAACUCGUACCACUGGGAAGUCGUACCAAUCAGAACUCGUACCACUGCAAACUCGUACCAUUAAAAAUAUAUUCAAAAAUACGAAUGUUUUAUGAUUUUUUUUUUUGGUAAACUAAAUAAAAAAAGUUGAAUUACUUGAAUUUUAUACUAGAUUUUAAUGAAAACUUAGACAAAAAUACGAAUGUUUUAUGAUUAUUUUUUUUUAAGCUUUAUACAAAAAAUUAAAAUAUCUUUGAAAUUUAUACCAGAUUUUAAUGAAAACUUAGACAAAAAUAUGAAUGUAAUUUCUUAAUUACCAUGCUAAUAAAUAUAUUAAAUUCCUUUGAUUGUGUGAUUAUUGGUUGAUUAUUAACUAAUCAACUUGUUUUUUUUUAUCUUUAACUAAUCAACUUGUAUAAUCAUAUAAGCAUGGUCAUAUUCUGCUGAAAUGUGCUGAAUAUUGUAUUAAAAUAAAUUUCAUACUUUCUAACUGUUGGUCAUAAACAAUUUUAAACCUUUAAAACACAAUCAAUAAAUUCUUUCAUUAAAUAAAAUUCCUUUUAGAAACAAUAGAAAAAUACCCAAAUCUAUUCAAUGUUACUGAUUUGGAAUGAUUAAAAAUUAAAUCAAAUAGUUGUCAGUAAAAGUUUAAAAAAGAGUCUAUUCAAGGGAUACAACAAAGCCAAUCUGCCACGGUUUUCUCUAUCCAAUUAGACAAGGAAAAUUAGCUACAAAUUGGUUAUUGUAAUUUCAAAUUACAUACAUUUUACAGACUUAAGAGGUAUUGAGUGAAAUUAAAGUAUAUAUUCAUCAUUAAACACCAUUUUAAUGCAUUUAAAUAAGUUGGUACGAGUUUACAAUGGUAUGAAUUUACCGUGGUACGAGUUAGCAGUGGUACGAGUUUGCAUUGGUACGAGUUUUUGUUAAGUGGUACGAGUUUACAAUGGUACGAGAUAACUAUAAUUCGAUACAUGUAUGUAUGUUAAAAAUUUACAGAAUGUUAAGACAAAACUUUUAAAUAUGUGAGAUUGUAUAACAUACAUUUGUGCAAGUACAUGUACAUGCAGGUCAAAUGACAGUUCAAGAUAAUUUGAAAACAAAAUAUGUUUUUAAUGAGUCUAAAUAUUGAUAAAUUUAAAAUAACUGUAGUGCUACCUUGUGUUAUAAAUGUCUUUUGAACUCAACAUGUUUAUACACAGCUUUUUAAGUUAACUAUUUAAAUAGUCUUAAGAUGGAUACAUCUGAUACAUGUAUACUAUGAACAUGUACAUGCACACUUAUUUUUUUAAUUGGAGGGUCUUAAUUAUAUCUAUUAAGUACUCACCACACAUGUAUAUGUAUACGUAACAUGUGUAAUUGUUGACGUUUUCUGUUAAAAUCAUUUUGAAAUAAGGUAAUAUAAUAAUGUACAUGCAAUUUUUUUUAUGUCUCAAUUUAAUACUGUACACUUUUAAACAGGAAAUCAUAGUUAUAAAAUUUUACGAUAUAAAUAUAAUAACAAAUGUACUUCAUAUCUGAUUAUAAUUUUUUGUUGUAUCCUAUAUACAUGUACAUUAUAAAACAUUUAGUGUACAUAUUCAUGUAUAAUGUUUUGGCUCAUAUGAAUGUGUGUGAAAAUUGAAAUUCCUCGCAAUGAUAAACAUAACAAAAUGCUUUUUUAAAAUUUAUCCCUAUUCUUUUAAUAGACCUAAAUAACAUAGCUUUUUAACAAUGGUCAUUGUACACCAACUUCAUGUGUAUGUACUUGUGCAGUAAAGUAAUGCUAUUUAUAUCAGCAUCAUCAUUUUUGUACAUUUGAACAAUGAUCUAUGUUCAUGAAUAUAAGGUACAUCUGCAUCAUGGUUUUUUGUACAGUUGCAUUGUGAACAAUCAGCAUUAUGCAUUUUUGCAGUUGCAGUUGACAUCUUGGGAGCCCAUUUGUUAUUUUUUCUUUGUAGUGUUUUUUUUCUUUUUAAAGAAUUUUGGUAUAUUUUAAUUUACAUAUAUUUACCAUGUUUACUUUGACAAAAAUACCUGUACAUUUGCUUACACAUUGUACUGUACAUGUAUUAUAAUACAUGUGUGUGUUCUGUUAUAUUCCUUAUUUUUAUAAUUCCAACAGUUGCCUCCCAUUAUUUAUCUAGGUCAAGUUUUUCCUUUGGGAGGGUAUCUAAUUAUACAAGUAUUUAUAUAAAUUAGAAAUUUUGUAUUUUUUCCAUAUUUAUGCUAGGAAGCAAAAGAUUUUCUUAUCACAAAGGAAAAGUGAUGUUCCAAAUCAGUACUGAUCAAUUUUUUUAAGAUCUACCAGUCGUGUGGAAGUUCCAGAAGGAGAAAUUUUAAGAAACAGAAAAAGUUUUAAUGAAUUCUAUUUGCCCUAAAGGGAAGGAAAUAAGUUGUUCUGGACUUGACAUUACAAAAAAAUAGAAUAAAUUAUUUGAAAGUACAUUUUUUUGUACAUGUACAAGUAGAACACCAUAAAUUACAUGUAAAGCAUUUCCUGAAAGACAACAUUGUACACAUUUGGCAAAUUGUCAAGUGGAGCAUUAAAAGCAAAAUUACUUGUAUUGCUAAACAGUUCAGAUAAAGUAUAAAGAUUUUUUUUUAUCAAAAUUGAUGAAGGAUAUUGGUGAAAUAUAAUGAGGAAAAGAUCACUUGGUUGAAGUAAAAUCUAUAAUUUUCAGAUCACACGUAUAUAUUUUUCUACUACCAACCAAAAUCCAUGCACAAUACAUAAUGAAAUUUUUAUUGAAUGUAAAACACACACAAGUUGGCACACUUACAUUUUUUUCUAUAUUUUGUGAUAAUGUGUUAGACAUUUAUUCACUAAAAACUAUUCUUUAUAUACAUUGGAUGAAGAGGAGAAGCAAACACCAUUUAAUUUUCCAUACAAGAAUAAAUUAAUAUUGUUCAUACAUGUACAUGUAUUAUAGUGAAGUUAAAAAUGUUCACAUGGCAUAUUACACUUUGAAGUUAACAUUCAUGAACAGAAUAUUAUUUGUGUGGCUUUUAUAUAGGGCUCAAUUAUCAUAAUAGAUACAUGUAGAUUACUGAAUCUACUGAUAAUCUAGAAUUUUUUUCUUUAGCUUGGAGAAAUGUGAGUCUGAGAUAGUGGUAUGAAUGAGGAUAUAAACGAAUGACAUUGAACUGAUAAAUUAGGUCUCUAUGUACCUCCAUAUAGUUGUUAUUUUGUAAUGUAAAUUAUUAAAUGUAUGAAUCUGAAGUUUUAAUAAAUGUUGGAAAACUG